Messenger RNA from Penicillium verhagenii, 2568 nucleotides. Its product is annotated as putative pH signal transduction protein PalA. The transcript has 7 exons. Gene Ontology annotation, cellular component: endosome. The record is from RefSeq and is a predicted model, not a curated record. Gene Ontology annotation, molecular function: protein binding. NCBI's taxonomy places the organism in Eukaryota, Fungi, Ascomycota, Eurotiomycetes, Eurotiales, Aspergillaceae. The coding region runs from base 1 to 2568 and encodes 855 amino acids.
AUGGCAUCCAAUAUCCUACAGCUCCCGUUUCGUCGCUCCCAUAGCGUUUCGCUAUCGGAUGCGAUUACGCAAUACAUUUCCUCCAAAUAUGACCAGCGCCCGGACAUGUUUGCUGAUGAUCUACUGAUUAUUGAUCGUCUGAGAACCGAGGCUAUUAAUGUACAGGAGCCGCAUGUCAGUGGCAUUAGUCGACUGGUUACAUAUGCGGCGCAGUUGAAAUGGCUUGGUGGGAAGUUCCCGGUUGAUGUGGGAGUCGAUUUUGUGUGGUAUCCGGCAUUUGGGUUUAACACAUCGCGACCUGUAUCACAAAAUAACCUUCGCUUCGAACUCGCCAAUGUGCUUUUCAACCUCGCCGCUCUAUACUCCCAACUUGCAUAUGCAGGGAACCGGACAACCUCGGAUGGCCUCAAGCAAGCAUGCAAUUACUCCUGUCAAGCGGCUGGAGUCUUGAGUCACCUACGCAACGAUAUCCUUCCCGACCUUCGCACAUCUCCCCCGGAAGAUAUGGAUGAGAUGACAUUGAAGAGCUUGGAACAACUGUUGCUCGCCCAAGGCCAAGAGUGCUUCUGGCAGAAGGCUGUAAAGGAUGGACUGAAGGAUAUAUCAAUCGCACGACUCGCUGCACAGGUUUCCGACUUUUAUGGGGAUGCAGGGGACUUGGCCGUCAAUUCUAAUGCAAUCAGCACCGAAUGGAUCCACCAUAUGACCGCCAAAAACCAUCACUUUGCAGCCGCGGCACAAUUCCGACAAGCACUCGACUGCCUGGAUAAGCGCAAGUAUGGUGAAGAGGUGGCAAGAUUGCGCGAUGGUCUAGAUUGUGUUAAAGAAGGCUUGAAGGAAACGCAGUGGAUUAACCGGACUGUGCUGGGAGAUCUGAAUGGACUCAAGAGUCGUGUGGCCGAGGAUCUGAAGCGCGCGGAGAAGGACAAUGAUAUGAUUUAUCUCAAUCCUGUGCCUACAAAAUCCGAACUCAAGGCGAUUGACCGCGCUAGUAUGGUUGCUGCCAAGGCACCGACACAAGUCACAGACGCCAUAUCGAUGCUUGGAAACAAUGGCCCUCUUGGCCAGCCCCUUUUCGCGAGAUUGGUUCCUUAUGCCGUACACAUUGCGGCCAGCAUCUACUCCGACCGCCGAGAUCGGUUGAUCAAUGAAAGUCUGGUUGGAGAGUUGGAGUCUAUGACCGACAAGCUCCGGGAUCUCUUAUCUUCAUUGAAUUUGCCAGGUUCUUUGCAAGCCUUGGAGAAGCCACUUGGGCUUCCACCUGCGCUGGUCUCCCAUGCCGAGGAAAUGCGUCAGCAAGAUGGGCUGAACCGCCUGCGGCGAUCCGUCGAGGACACCGCAAGGGUCAAAGGCAAUGAUCUGACUAUCUACAAUGAAGGCGUUGCGUUGCUGGCCGCCGAAAAGGCCGAGGACGAUGCCGCAGUUCGCAAAUAUGGCACCGAUCGAUGGAACCGUGACACAUCAGAGAAAGCUGCCCCUAAGAUCUACAAUACCUCCAAAGAGAUCAACGGGUAUUUCACUUCUGCCCAGAGUAGCGAUUCCCUCGUCGACCAGAAGCUCCGGGACUCCGAGUCCGUGUUUCUCGUUCUCAUGGGAACUAACCGAGACCUCGAGUCUUACGUUCCAAGCAGCCGCAGGGCCACCAUCCCUCCAGAGUUGGAAAGGGAGUCUAUCAAACUACGGAGCUGUUUGAGUGAAGUGAGUAGGAUGGAAAACCGGCGGCGUCGACGAAUCCAGACACUGAAAGACAAGGGCCGCGCUGAUGAUAUCCACCCGGCCCUUCUGAAUGAGACUGCUCGGUUAGAACGCGAGUUCCCUAUGCAGACCAUCCAAGCAAGCCAGUUUGAAGACCUGUUUGAGAAGCACUUGCGCCACUAUGACUCCGAUCGGCAGAUGUUAGCUCAAGAACAAAAGGAACAGGAUCAGCUCGGAGAGGAGGUACGCGAGGCUAACCGGGCCUUCACCCGAGCUCACAAAGGUGAUACCUCCACCAAGGAGCGGGAGACUGCUCUGCAAGACCUAGAAAACGGAUACUUGAAGUACAAGGAGAUUAUUUCCAAUCUCGAAGUUGGGCGCAAGUUCUACAAUGACCUGGCCAAAAUUGUGAGCCGAUUCCGCGACGAUGCAAAGGCAUUUGUUCAUCAGCGACGGAUGGAGGCUAGUCAGCUGGAAGCUGACAUCUCCAACGUCACCGCCAUGUCGUCGCUACACAUUUCCCAGCCUCAUUUACGCCAACCUACUCAUCAGCCGGCUCAUACCCAUCACGCUCAAACAUAUGCGGCACCCCCGCCCUCCCAGCCACUCUCCCAACCACCUCCGCCGGUGCACGCACCUCGGCUCUCGGAACCUGUGGCGCCGCUGACGGCGCCUCAACCCCUGCGAGCAGCGGUUCCUCCCCCUUCUAUCCCCAUGCCGGGCAUGUGGUCCCCUGAUAUGGGGAUUCGAUUUGACACUGGCGGCGCACCGCCAAGGAUGGCUCCCAGUGGCGGAAGUGGUGCUGUUCCUGCACCAGCCGCUCGUGGGCAACCAGGCAUCUGGGAUCCGAGCCAAGGGCUCCGAUUUUCUUGA